Alternaria rosae is the source of this 1103-nucleotide messenger RNA. RefSeq names its product Endonuclease/exonuclease/phosphatase. Gene Ontology annotation, biological process: double-strand break repair. The record is from RefSeq and is a predicted model, not a curated record. The transcript has a single exon. Gene Ontology annotation, cellular component: cytoplasm; PML body. Bases 278 to 1075 code for a protein of 265 amino acids. Gene Ontology annotation, molecular function: single-stranded DNA binding; 5'-tyrosyl-DNA phosphodiesterase activity. Lineage: Eukaryota; Fungi; Ascomycota; Dothideomycetes; Pleosporales; Pleosporaceae.
CUUCUGCGCCUCACGCUCCCCCACAACACCACCAGCACGAUUUUGCGAUGCUAUCGCAAGUGCGCACCCACAUCCAAUCAUGGUGGCAGGAGACACCCUUACCAACAAAUAAUACAGCAACGCCCCGUUUCCAGAGGUUGCACAACUUGGACCAAGACCAGUGGUUGCCUUCACCAGCGAUAAGACCUUUCAGCCUGGCGUCAAACACCAAUGGGCAGGCUCCUUCCGCCUCGUGAGUUGGAACGUGAACGCAGAUGCACCGCUGCCAGAAUCUCGUAUGUCUGCACUACUACAAGUCAUCAAAACCACAGGAGUUGCAGAUGUUAUUUUCCUGCAGGAGGUAUCAAGAGAAGGUCUUGCAGCCCUACUUGGCGACUUCUGGAUACCGCAAAACUGGUACAUAAGCGAUGUCGAUGCCUCGGCUUUUGGAACCCAAAAGUUCAUCAGUAUCACCCUGGUAUCUAAGCUUUGGGUUACCACCGGUGAUAUCCAACUAGGCGCCAUCUGGAGGGUCGCGUUGCCUAGUCGUUUUGGACGAGACGCGCAGUGCUGCGAUUUGAUCCUCAACUCUUUGAGCAAGCAAAAGUCUGGGAAAAGGCCAACCCGUAUUCGACUCAUCAACGUCCACUUGGAUUCGAUGCCAAUUAAUCCGUCACUCAGGCCACAUCAAGUCUCCGUCGGCGCAUUGUACCUUCGUGCGGCUGGUCAUGGGAUCAUCGCCGGUGACUUCAAUUGCGUUCUUCCAGAAGAUGACGACCUUGUCCGCACCAACGGUCUUAUGGAUGCGUGGGAAGAGCUUCAUCCAGAUGAUCCAGGCCACACUUGGGGUAUAUACGGUGAACAGUCUUUCCCACCAAACCGGCUGGACAAAGUUGCUCUGCUGAACCUUAAUCCUUCAGCCAUGAGCAUCCUCCAAACGAGCGAGUUAGGAAUCUGUGGCGGAGAGAUAUCGGUCGACGUAGCAGGAUCAGGGUCGAAAGCGCUUUUCAGCGAUCAUCUGGGUCUCUGGUGUGACGUUGGGUGGGCAGAAGACCGAGCACAAACAGAACGAUGUGGUGGUUCAACAAAACGCUAAAAUUAUCGGAUCAUCAAAGUCUCCGGAC